UAAAGUGCUUCAAGCAGGUCAUACUGGGUCACAGCAAAUCCACCAUUCCCUCCACACUGGACCUCCUGCAGAUGGCAUACCGGUCCAACAGAUCCAGGACACCUACAUCAGAAUGCUUUUCAUGGACUACAGCUCAGCAUUCAACACAGUCAUCCCUGCCAAACUAACAAAGAAAGUGUUCAGCCUAGGACUGAGCCCACAACUCUGCAACUGGAUCUCAGACUUCCUGUCGACCACAAUCUGUCAGGAUAGCAACAUCACUUCCGGAAUAUUAUUCAUGACAACUGGCACUCCUCAAGGAUGUGUACUCAGUCCCAUACUUAUAGACACUCUACACACACAACCGUGCAGCCUCACAUCAAGACACCACAAUCCUGAUAUUUUGUGAUGACACAACAGUCCUGGGUCUCAUCAGUUACAACAAUUAAUCAGCCUAUCGCAGGGAAGUUGAAGACCUGGUGCUGUGGUGUCAAGACAAUAACCUGUCGCUCAAUUUCAGCAAAACAAAGGAGGUGAUAACUGACCUGAGGAAAGGGAGGAGUCAACACACACUAUAACACAUUGGUGAGACUGAGGUGGAAAGCGUUGACACCUUCAAGUUCCUCGGUGUCCACAUCAGUGCGGACUUCACCUUGACCCACCACAUCACUCAGCUGAUCAGGAAGGCAAAGCAGAGGCUGAACUUCCUGUAGAGGCUCAGGAUACCCAAGUUGCCAUCAGUACUCCUCUGCAUACUGGUGCACCAUUGAGUCCAUUCUGAUAGGCAGCAUUACAGCAUGGUAUGGCAACAGCACACAAACAGACCGCAAGCGACUGCAGAGAGUGGUCAAAUCAGCCCAGUACAUCAGUGUAUAGACCCUCCAAAAAUCGAUUUAAAUGCGACUCAAUGACGUUAUAAUGCGCUAAUGCUAUGAAUACUUGAGUGCUACAGCUUCUUCAUAUUCUUUGCUUGGUUUAUUUGCGAGCGGCAACCAAAACCAAUGUGCAUUACCGCCAUCUAAUUUGCCUUCUUCUUUGGUCUGCCCACCGUUCCUGUAGGUACUGCAUUACCAGGUCUAUGCGUGAAGUGGAUGGAGCGAGCGCCUAUUCCAUCUCCCUGUUCCAAAAUCUAUUUAAAUGCAACGUAGUCUCAAUGACGUUACAAUGCACUUAUGCUAUGAAUCAUUGAUGGCUACAGCGUCUUCUUUCUUUGUUCAGUUUAUUAGCAAGUGGCAACCAACAUCAAGGUGCAUCACCAGUCCCCCCUGGCUGGAGUGUGAAUCAGUGCCAUCCAGAUGGAAGCCGAAGGCUCCAGUGAGAUGCUGCUGACCAGGAAGAGAAGAAGAGAGAGUUCCAAUGGGGACAAAGAUGAGGGCGAGAGGCAUGUGAAAUAUCCCAGAUGCACUGUGGGACUGAAGCACCCUGCACCUUUCGCAGAUGAGCUGGAGCCAGCUGAUAAACCCUAUCAGAGGGUCAACAUGGAGACGGCCAAGAGGGGAACACCACCUGACAGACCAGUGCGGGUGUAUGCAGAUGGCAUCUUCGACGUUUUCCACUCGGGUCACGCCAGAGCUCUCAUGCAGGCUAAAUGCCUCUUCCCAAAUACACACCUCAUCGUGGGAGUGUGCAGUGACGACCUGACCCACACAUACAAGGGCUUCACAGUGAUGAAUGAGGAUGAGCGCUACGAUGCCAUCAGACACUGCCGCUACGUGGACGAAGUGGUGCGGAACGCCCCCUGGACGUUGACGCCAGAAUUCCUCACGAAACAUCGCAUUGACUUUGUGGCCCAUGACGACAUCCCAUACUCCUCAGCGGGCAGUGAUGACGUGUACAGGCACAUUAAAGAGGCGGGUAUGUUUGCUCCGACCCAGCGGACAGAGGGCAUCUCCACCUCUGACAUCAUCACACGCAUCGUCCGUGACUACGAUCUGUACGUGAGACGUAACCUGCAGAGAGGCUACACCGCCAAGGAGCUCAACGUCAGCUUCAUCAACGAGAAGAAAUACCACCUGCAGGAGCGCGUAGAUAAGGUGAAGAAGAAGGUGCGUGACGUGGAGGAGAAGAGCAAGGAGUUUGUGCAGAAGGUGGAGGAGAAGAGCAUCGACCUCAUCCAGAAAUGGGAGGAGAAAUCCAGGGAGUUCAUCGGCAACUUCCUGCAGAUGUUUGGACCUGAGGGAGCUCUGAAACACAUGCUGAAGGAAGGAAAAGGCCGCAUGCUGCAGGCCAUCAGCCCCAGGCAAAGCCCCAACAGCAGCCCCACCCGCGAGGAGCGCUCGCCGUCUCCCACUUUCCGUCUCCCCUUCUUCAACAAGACCUCCCCUCCACCCUCACCUCCGCCCCACCACAGCGGCGCCCGCCCAUACCUCAUCAGCGAGGACGACGACGAAGACGACGAAAACUGAAUCGUCAGCUUUGUGGAUCCGCGGCCAGAGUGCUACCAGUUAGCUGAGCUGUCGAGUAGCGUGGUUUUCGUCAAGCUCCUGAUUCCAUGUUACGUUUUUUUCAUUUUAUUUCGAUGUUUAGCACCUCAGUGUCACGUUAACUUUAACAACCAGUUUCUCCACAGCUCUUGUUUUUAAACAGCCAAUUCUGUCUCUGUGUAACGGUCAGUAAAAGUUACCACUAUCCACUUGAGUUCUUUGAAAAUUUGUCUCAUUAAUCUCAGUCACUUUUGAUGUUGAUUUUUAUUAGACAAUGCCAUUUAGGAAUAUCUGCACGUGUCACACUCUGUGUCACACUCCGUGCACACUUCCAUCUCUAACGGUGUUCUUCAGGUUUGCAUUGUAGGAGUUUGUUGUUUUGUUCUCGUCAUGACUUUAGCGGGAGGGGCUCGCGGGGGUUUCGGUCACUUGUUGGAACAGCACAUGAUGCCUUGGUGAGCGAGAGGUGAUGCUGUUGAGUUUAUCCUGGAGUGGGUCAGAAAACCGAAGGUUUUAAUGACCUACUCAUACAAUGGGGCAGUUAGCUAACAUGAAAUCAACCUGGCUUUUUAUUAAAUACCAGGGGAAACAAUCAAACCAGAGCUGAAUCUGAGAGUAACGGUUUUAAUCGUCCACUGAACAGCAGGUUUUUUCUGAAGUUUGUCGCCUGCUUUGGGGCUGCGUGCGGCUGUGUGUAUGUGCAUGUGGUGUUUUUUGCGUACAAGCUCUAAAAUAACAUUGGCAUUUUUGAAUUGUCUCCUGUCACCUUUCUCCAUCUGUUGACAGUUCUGGGUUCAGCUUGACUUUACUGCGUUUAGUAAAAAGUUCGCUUACACAUUUGUUUUUGUCUGCGGAAGGAAAUGGGUCUUUGAAAGAGACGUAUCCAACUGGACGCCUUUUUAACUGGCAGAAGAGAAAUUCUCGUAAGGAUGGCAGGGAGAACCCGUUGAAAUGUUGAUGUAGAAACUUAUUUUUGUAGAAUUCCUCUUUCCUUUCUUUAUCCUCUGUACAGAUGUGAUCUUAAUCAUCCCCCUUGUAGAAGCACUUUUUCAUGCUGAGCCGAGAAUCAACGUGAGAAACGCUGGACUUCUCUUUUCGUUCCUUUUUUGUGUGGCAGAUCUGGGCCAUUAGGGAGUCAACGUUUUCCCUCUGAUACACAUGUGUUGCUUAGGGAAAGUUCGAGGUUUUAGAGAACAGUCUCUAUUUGUAAGAAAUCACGAGCACAGCAGGUUUCAUUAGUGUGUUCCCCUCAUUGGUCACACACACACAAAUACACGUAUGGAUCUGAGUCUGUGCUGCAGUCUGUGUGUUGAUGGCCUGGACUGAGUUUCACAUGUGGUUGAAGGGUUUGAGUUUAUGUAUCGGUGAAAGUCCAGUUUUUUUUUUUUUUUGUAGCUACCUCCUUCUUCCCUAAACUGAUUCUCUUUUCCUUUAGAUGAGCACAAGGUGUGAGCGCUAUUAUUUUUUCCUUUCUGAACAGAGCCAUUGUAACAGCACUGAACCAAUGUGACUGGUUAAAUAUUUGAUUUUCAGGCCUCGGUGUGUGUCUGUGUGCGCGCGACUGUGUAUUCAUCCUGCAUCUCCAGUGAUCAUAAAGCAUGUGUUGUCUCCUAUAUAACCGAUAAUGAACCAUCACAGGUGACCUGAAGAUGUAAUGCAAUACUGUUAAGACGACUCCAUUAUAAAUGUUGACGGAUCAAUCUGUUCUAGGCUUGGUUUCUCAAAAGCACCUGUGGUUUAAAAUCGGUCUUUGCUGCAGCGAUAGAAACUGGCUCUAUUCUCGUGUGUUGUAUGUCCGAUUUUAAGAUUUGUGGAGGAGGGGGUAACGGUAAAGAAUUCCCAGUUAUAAAUGUUCUACUUUUGGUAUUUAAAAGUACUAAACUCGACUAAUCUGCUGAGGAAAUCCAGCCUAGAUUUUGGUGCUAAGCUACUUUUGGGAAGCCUUGCCUUGAUUCUUGUGGAAUCUGUUCUUUUUAAAAAUCAGUGUGAAACUUCUCGGAGCAUGUUGUCGCGUCGGUAAAAGACUUGAGUGGCGAGUCAGUGACAGCCACUGCUGCAAAGAUUAACAAAAUGUAAAUGUUUUAACAGCAAGUGUUUUAAUCAAGUGUUAUUUUACAAUUUUAGGGCUCAUUUUGUUUUAUGUCCUGGAUGUAGAGGAAGCAGACUGGAAAAAUGUAUUAAACAAUGUCGGCCAAAGCA
Molecule: messenger RNA, 4601 nt
Organism: Pleuronectes platessa (European plaice)
Lineage: Eukaryota; Metazoa; Chordata; Actinopteri; Pleuronectiformes; Pleuronectidae
Gene: pcyt1aa
Product: phosphate cytidylyltransferase 1A, choline a
Exons: 9
Coding region: 1275-2384 (369 amino acids)
Biological process (GO): CDP-choline pathway
Cellular component (GO): endoplasmic reticulum
Molecular function (GO): phosphatidylcholine binding; choline-phosphate cytidylyltransferase activity
Source: RefSeq, a predicted model, not a curated record